AUGAAGCGCAGCAACUAUACCCGGAACACCAAUGUACCACCAAAGGUGACCGUAAUCUCAGAAAAACCUGUGGAACUAGGCGAACCCAACAUCCUCAUCUGUUUCAUCGAUAAGUUCUCCCCACCAGUCAUCAAUGUCACAUGGCUUCAGAAUGGAAAACCUGUCACCACAGGAGUGUCAGAGACAGUCUUCCUGCCCAGGAAGGACCAACUUUUCCGCAAGUUCCACUACCUCUCCUUCAUCCCCUCUACUGAGGAUUUCUAUGACUGCAAGGUGGAUCACUGGGGCUUGGAAGAACCUCUUCUCAAGCACUGGGAAUUUGAUCUGCCAACAUCUCACCCAGAGACAACAGAGAGUGUGGUGUGUGCAUUGGGCCUGUUUGUGGGUCUGGUGGGCAUCAUCGUCGGAACCAUCCUCAUAAUCAAGGGUGUGCACAGAGGUAAUGCUGCUGAACUUUGUGGAU
Messenger RNA from Condylura cristata (star-nosed mole), 463 nucleotides. RefSeq names its product HLA class II histocompatibility antigen, DR alpha chain-like. Gene Ontology annotation, biological process: immunoglobulin production involved in immunoglobulin-mediated immune response; antigen processing and presentation of exogenous peptide antigen via MHC class II; positive regulation of T cell activation. Lineage: Eukaryota; Metazoa; Chordata; Mammalia; Eulipotyphla; Talpidae. Gene Ontology annotation, molecular function: MHC class II protein complex binding. Gene Ontology annotation, cellular component: MHC class II protein complex. The record is from RefSeq and is a predicted model, not a curated record. The annotation marks the transcript as partial. The transcript has 3 exons.